UCAGAGGGAAGUGGUCCCUCCCCAAAGUCGUUUUGGUCUGGCCUGGCUGAAACCGUUGCUCGAAGAGAGAAACGCAGAUCAAGAGAGCUCCUGCCUGCCCUGGAGGCCGAGCGCUGCCCAGCACGGCUCCUGGGCGCAAUGCAGAGACCUGCACAUAGAAAAGGGCCAGCCUCAGUGACAAUGGCCACAGGAAACACUGGCCAAUGUGAAGAUGACCUCUGUUUCCCUACAGACUCUGAAGCCUCUUCAUGAAUCCCCAAAAGAAGGUGGACUUGAAGCUCAUAAUUGUCGGAGCACUUGGUGUGGGGAAGACCUCCCUCCUUCACCAAUAUGUGCAUAAGAUGUUUCAUGAGGAAUACCAGACCACACUGGGGGCCAGCAUCCUCUCCAAGUCCAUCACCCUGAAUGACACAACUUUGAAACUCCAGAUCUGGGACACAGGCGGUCAGGAACGGUUCCGUUCCACAGUGUCUACAUUCUACAAGGGCUCCGAUGGCUGUCUCCUGGCUUUUGAUGUCACUGACCUGGAGUCCUUUGAAGCCCUGGAUAUCUGGCGGGGCGAUGUUUUGGCCAAGAUCAUCCCCAUGGAGCAGUCCUAUCCCAUGGUGGUGCUGGGGAACAAAAUCGAUCUGGCAGACAGGAAGGUGCCCCAGGAGGUGGCUCAAGGCUGGUGUAAAGAGAAGGGUAUGCCCUACUUUGAAGUCAGUGCCAAGAAUAACAUCAAUGUGGUGGAAGCCUUUGAAGUGCUGGCCAGCCGAGCUCUAUCCAGGUACCAAGGCAUCCGCGAGAAUCACCUCACAGACUCCAUCAAGCUCUCGCCAGGCCAGCCAAGAAGAAGGUGCUGCUGACAGCCAGACACCCAGAGACAGAGCUGCCCAGGCCUGCUCAUCCCAGGCUGGACCCCCACUUCCUGUCCACACCCAGCCCAGAGUCCAAGGCACUACAGCCAGAGCCCUUGACCAUUGCUGGGUCCAAAACCAGAGCAGUUCUCCAGUGGUGGCAGGGCUGGGUCCUCUGGGGCCUGGAUGAAGCCUAGAAUGUCACAGACAAAGCCUGGCCCUGGAGAAGUCACAGUAAGCUCCAGCGCUCUUGCCAUCUCCCAUCUGCCCCUUGCCCUCUGUCCUGUCACCCCUUCCUGCUUCACACCCCCAAAUCCACAAACACAGUUUCAGACAACUGUACAGCUUAGCCUUCCUCAGCAACCAGGCCAGGAAGAAAGGUAUGGACCCCUGCACAAGACCUCCACUCCUGGCAGAGGCCAGCCAGCUUGGGAAUCCCCGAGGCUCCCUCCAGAGCAGAGGACUGAGCAGGCACAGGAAAAGCCACCAAGGAUUCUUGCUUGUUCCUCCCUACUGAGUGCUCAGGCAGCUCACAUAAAUCUCCAUGGCCUCAGUGUGUUCAUCUGUCAAAUGGGAGUGAAAGGCACCAGGGCCAUAUCAGAGUGUGCUUUUGAGAACCAGAAGCUGCACUUAAAUAUCAAUUUCUGUUGUUGACAUUUAUUUACUCCUUCAACAAGUAUUUUUGACAGCCUAGUACAUACAUUGCACUAAGGUCCAGUGACCAAGAAAACAGGAGCACUGACCUCCCAGAGCCUCCAUUUGUGAGGGAGAGAGGUGAGAGACACAGAACCUAAAUAGAUGUUUUCAAACAGAGCAACAAGACAGGCUGGGAUGAGGGGCUAUUUUAGACACAGUGGUCCAGGAGGGCUCUCCUGAGGAGGUUACAUUGGCCUGAAAGCUACAGGAUGAGAAGGCAGCUACCACCUGAGAGCUGGAGGAAUUUCAUUUCAGGGGAAGGAACAGCAAAGACAAGACCCUGAGGCAAGGACCAGCCUGCUGUGUUCCAGGAACAGUAAAAGGACAUUCAUUCACCUGAGGACUCAAAGCUGCUGUCCCAGAGAGGAGAGGGACCCCGCCCCGCACAGGGAACCUUGACAUUCUGCUGACUGACCACCAGAGGGCAGCAGUGCCCCUUGCGUCCAGGCUGCUGGCGCUUAAAGCUUGAUCUGGGCAAGUUGAGCCCAAUUUGUGGGGCAAGAGAAUUCAAAUAUCUUAAUCCUAGAAAGAAAUGGCCAAAAAACUGCAACAUAUAUGUUUCAGGCAAGAAAUGAGAAUCAGAGACAAAUACAAGAAGGAGGAGCCUGGAGAGCUCACACACAAUCCCUCAGGUUCUAAGGCCAUACUGGAUUUUUUCUUCUGGCUUCAGAGAGCACAGCUUCGGUGGCCCAGCCUGAAGGAAGUGGGCAAGUGAACAUUCAGGGUCUCAAUGGCCAAGUUCAUCCUCACCAUACAUACCUCCUGUUUCCACAGAAGUCACCUUUCCCAAGUUCCAAGCAGAGCUGUGCAGGUGUCAUCUGUCCCCAAACAUUCACUUAGAAGGAGGCCCUUCUCCCGCCACCUAGCUCUGGAAUAUGGACCAGUUCACCCUGGUGGCAGUAUGGAGCUAGUGCUGCAGCAGGGUGGGCCCUGCACACUACUCUCCAUGUCCUUCAGAGCUGCCAGAGAUGAAUGACACUCCCUCACAGGGGUGACAUUUUGCAUAUACACCAGCUCUCCUGGGAGCCAGUCAGACUGUGAGAUGGAUGGAAGUGUUCCAUGUGGGUGUGUGGGCAUCAGCUUGGGGACCACAGUGUACAUACAAACUGCUUCCAAAUGAGCACAGCAACUGCUAAAUAUGUCAUUUGUUUGCUACCCUUUGUGGGACAGUAGUCUGCCUUGGUUCAUGGUUUCACUUUCUAUAGUUUCAGCUACCCAUGGUCAACUAUGGACCAAAAAUAUUAAACAGAAAAUUCCAGAAAGUUAAUUUUAAAUUGUGUGCCUUUCUGAGUAGUGUGAUGAAAUCUCACACCAUCUUACCCAGGAAAUGAGUCAUCCCUGUGUCCAGUGUAUCCAUACUCUAUAUGCUACCUGUCCAGUGCUCACUUUGUAGCCACCUCAGUUAUCAGAUUAAUUGCAUAGUAUCAAGUGCUUGUGUUCAAGUAGCUUUUAGCAAGGAGCCUAACACUAUGUCACCGUGCCUAGGUCAUUUAUAUCACUUCAUCCAUCACAAAGACAUUGUAUCAUCUCACAUCACAAGAAGGU
This is a messenger RNA of Castor canadensis (American beaver), 3080 nucleotides long. It is a transcript of the gene Rab7b, whose product is annotated as RAB7B, member RAS oncogene family. Gene Ontology annotation, cellular component: phagocytic vesicle; lysosome; late endosome. The record is from RefSeq and is a predicted model, not a curated record. Gene Ontology annotation, biological process: endosome to lysosome transport; phagosome-lysosome fusion. Gene Ontology annotation, molecular function: GTPase activity; GTP binding. Lineage: Eukaryota; Metazoa; Chordata; Mammalia; Rodentia; Castoridae.